AUGGAUGGAGGGGCUGAACGAUUCAAUACGUAUGUGACCUUGAAGCUGCAGAAUGUCAAAUCCACGACUAUACAGGUGAAGGGUAACAACCCGUGUUGGGAACAAGACUUCAUGUUUGAAACAAUGCGGCUUGACACAGGGCUGAUUGUAGAAGUGUGGAACAAAGGCAUGCUGUGGGAUAAACUGUUAGGCCUGCACUGGUUACCCCUCCGCAAGAUCCACCAUUCAAAUACGGAAGGAGAUGGGUCGUGGCUGUCCAUGUACAGUGAACUUAUACUACAGAAUGGAGAAGUUGCUGGAACAAGGAUCAAAACUGGUCACGAAAUUCUCAUCGAUGCCAGAUUUGAGCUGCCCUAUGAUGUUGUUGCAGAUCUCCCAGAGACAGAGGCUGUUGAAUUACAAAAUAAGCUUGAGGUUCUCAACACCAUGGACCAAGAGAUUCUGACCAUACAAGAGCAACAUCGGCGGCAUACUUCAUCAACACAGUCGGGUAUGUCAGAAGAUAGUGAUUAUACUAGUGACAUCAGUUUUCCUCAGCAACAUCAACACAACAGUUCUGUGCAUCAAUGGCGAGGAACCACGGAUCCACUUAUUCGCAUGCGGGAGGAUAGCCGCGAGGAGUACAUGCGAGAUAUGGGGCCGUUUGAUUCAUUUGAUGGUGAAUCAUUUGAUCGUGGUGGAUCAUUUGACCGUAUUGAAAGUUUUGAUCAAGACAGAAUUUCUGACACCGAAAGAACGUUUGGUCAUGUUGAUUCUUUUGAUCGACAUCUAUCUGGUGGUGAAUCAAUAGAACGGGACGAUUAUGAUAAUGAUAAAUAUGUUUAUGAUCAGGAUGAUCCUGAUUAUUACCAAGACAGUCCGUACCAGAACAGUCAGGAUGGAUAUAACAAUGACAGUCCUUACCAUACUAAUGACGGAUUCCGCGAUGGUUCUUACGGCACGGGACAAGACAGUCCUUACCAUCAAAGUCAGGAGAGUCCAUUCCGUAAAAGUCGUGACAACUAUCAGGACAGUCCGUAUCGACAUAGUCGUGAAAAUUCCCAAAGUCAGGAAAGUUAUUCUGAAAGUGUUUAUCGUGGACAAUGUAUGGAUAAUUACCAGGACUAUCGACAAGGCCAUGGACAGGAUGGACCUCGAGAUAGUCCAUACCACCAAGUACGCAGUGAUACAGACUCUGACCUUCUUUCCUACAACAGCAGACCACAACAGCCUUACAAGUUUCUCACCGAAGGAAGCCCUAUACGGAGCAGGGAUUCCCUUACUAACAUGACUAAUAUGACAACUACAAGUCGCCACAGUACACAAGAUUUCAGUCCGGCCAACAGUCGGUCAUCAACCACAAAUGUCAGUCGUCAGAGUACACAGGAAUGCAGCGAUGAAAGUGCAGCAUUUGACAGAAGUAGUAAUCUCAACAUCAACUCCCCAGCCAAAGCCAAGUGGAUAGAUGUAUAUAACAAAGUUUGUGUGAAGCUAGGCCAGGUUAGCACUCUGAUGGAUGGUGAUGUGUCAGAUGAUCGGGAUGGCCAUGGCAUACAACACAAUGGCGGGCCUCCCGAACACAACCCAUUCUAUACAAGUAUAGACAGCAUGCCAGAAAUUAGAGCACCUCGUAGAAAGUCUGUCUCAUUGGUCAGCGACUUGACCAUGCAGGUAAAGAACAGGAAUGCAGGAGUGCCAUCAGCCAUGGUCGCCAGACAAUCACUGAAGGACGAAGAACUGAAAAUGCAUGUUUACAAAAAGACACUCCAGGCACUGAUAUAUCCCAUCUCCAGCACAACGCCACAUAAUUUUGUUGUGUGGACAGCAACAUCUCCAACAUACUGUUUCGAGUGUGAGGGAAUGCUAUGGGGCAUGGUACGGCAAGGUGUUCGCUGUACAGAGUGUGGGGUCAAAUGUCACGAAAAGUGUAAGGACCUUCUAAAUGCAGACUGUUUACAAAGUAAUAUCAACAUCUACAUUAAAAACCUAAUUUUGUAACUUUUCUACCCUCUAGGAGCCGCAGAGAAAAGCUCAAAACAUGGAGCUGAAGACAAAACUCAUAACAUUAUAAUGGCCAUGAAAGAUAGGAUGAAGAUACGAGAGCGAAAUAAGCCAGAAAUAUUUGAUCUAAUUAGGGAAGUGUUCGGGGUAGACAAAAAAUCUCAUAGCGGACACAUGAAGGCAGUCAAACAAAGUGUUUUAGAUGGAACGUCCAAGUGGUCAGCAAAAAUAGCUAUAACUGUGAUAUGUGCCCAGGGACUUAUCGGCAAAGAUAAGACCGGCACCAGUGAUCCUUAUGUAACAGUCCAGGUCGGCAAGGUAAAGAAACGGACCAAAACUGUGCCACAGGACCUUAACCCAGUGUGGAAUGAGAAGUUUUACUUUGAGUGCCAUAACUCCUCUGACAGAAUCAAAGUACGAGUAUGGGAUGAGGAUGAUGAUAUAAAAUCUAAGCUGCGACAAACAUUCACCCGAGAAUCAGAUGAUUUUCUUGGCCAGACUAUCAUUGAUGUGACCACUUUGAGUGGCGAAAUGGACGUUUGGUAUAACUUAGAGAAGAGGACAGACAAAUCGGCAGUGUCGGGUGCCAUCAGACUACACAUCAGUGUGGAGAUAAAGGGAGAGGAGAAAGUAGCACCUUAUCAUGUCCAGUAUACAUGUCUUCACGAGAAUCUCUUCCACUAUUUAUGUGAGCUGGCAGCUGGAGCAGUCAAACUGCCUGAUGCCAAAGGGGACGAGGCAUGGAAAGUGUACUUCGUAGAGCCGUCCCAGGAAAUUGUAGAUGAGUUUGCCAUGCGAUACGGGAUAGAAUCCAUAUAUCAGGCAAUGACGCAUUUUUCAUGUUUGUCCACAAAAUACAUGUGUCCUGGUGUACCAGCAGUAAUGAGCACACUUCUGGCAAACAUUAAUGCAUUCUACGCACACACUACAGCCUCCACAGCCGUCUCUGCCAGUGACCGGUUUGCUGCUUCCAAUUUUGGGAAAGAAAAGUUUGUGAAGUUAUUGGAUCAGUUACAUAAUUCACUGAGAAUUGAUUUAUCUAUGUAUAGGAAUAAUUUCCCAGCGUCAGAUCGAGCUCGCUUACAGGAUCUUAAGUCAACAGUAGAUCUACUUACCAGUAUCACAUUCUUCAGGAUGAAGGUACAAGAGUUGCCGAGUCCACCCCGAGCCAGCACUGUCGUGAAAGACUGUGUGAUAGCCUGCAUGAAAUCAACAUACCAGUUCCUGCUAGAUAAUUGUUACGAGCUGUAUCAGCGCGAGUUUCAGACAGAUCCUGCAGAAGCUGAUGCAGAACAACAGGGUGGAAAUGCAAACAGCCUUGACCUUCUCCACAAACUGAUAACUCUGAUUGUGUCUGUGAUUGAGGAAGAUCGUAACAGCUACACGCCAGUCCUCAACCAGUUUCCACAAGAGCUUAAUGUUGGUCAAGUUAGUGCUGCCAACAUGUGGGCAUUAUUCUCUCAGGACUCUUGUUAUGCUUUACAAGAGCAUGAAGUGGAACGGUCCUGUAAGAGCUCAGAGUAUAUGAAUCUACACUUCAAGUUAAAGUGGCUAUAUACCAAGUAUAUUGCUGAUGUGCCUCAAUACAAGGGGACAGUGCCCGAGUACCCACAAUGGUUUGAACCGUUUGUGAUGCAAUGGUUGAACGAGAAUGACGAUGUUUCCAUGGAAUAUCUCCACAGUGCCUAUGAACGCGACAAAAAAGACGGGUUCCAAAAGAGUUCCGAGCACUCUCUGUUUUCUACGUCGGUGGUGGAUGUGUUCACGCAGCUCAAUCAGUGUUUUGAUGUCAUCAAAAAGCUGGAGUGUCCUGACCCUGAAGUAGUCAAACGCUACAUGAGGCGGUUUGCAAAAACAGUAAAUAAAGUACUUCUCACCUAUGCAGAUACAGAGAAAAAAGAUUUUGAAAAGUACACAAACAAUAACCGAGUAGCAUGUAUAUUAAUGAACAACAUCCAACAAUUACGAGUGCAGUUGGAGAAAGUGUUUGAAUCCAUGGGAGGGGAAAAGCUGGAUACAGAAGCCUCGGAAAUGUUGAAAGAACUGCAGCAAAAACUCAACACAGUGCUUGAUGAUCUCGCUAUGAUAUUCGCCAAAAGUUUGGAACCACAGAUUCAACAAAGUAUGCAAGAAUUAGGGACAUUACUCUCCAAAGUAAAAGGUGCAGGCCAGGUCUCCUUGGCCCAACCCAGUCAGAGGAACAGUAUACAGCAGGAGUCCGAUAUGGUGCUAGGUCCCCUUAUGGACCUUCUUGAUGGCAGCCUGACAAUGUUUGCUCAACUCUGUGAAAAGACUGUGCUGAAACGUCUGUUGAAGGAGCUAUGGAGGAUAGUAAUUUAUACAAUGGAGAAGAAAGUUGUGCUUCCACCUCUCUCUGAUCCCAGACAGCUCCUGCCUCUACCUGGUACAGCCCAAGCUAAGAUAGAAGAUGUGUCCCGUUUGCUAUUCAACAAUGUCAGCCAAUUGCCCAUGAAUGUCCCUAUGAUUCAGGAUAUGUCCAAGGAGGCCGAAAAGAAUUUGAGUCCAAAACAAUGUGCAGUUCUGGAUAUGGCCCUGGAUACAAUUAAGCAGUACUUCCAUGCCCAAGGUAAAGGUCUAAAGAAAGCAUUCCUCGAUAAGAGUCAGGAACUCCAGUCAUUGCGAUAUGCUCUGUCCUUGUAUACACAGACAACUGACACGCUCAUCAAAACGUUUGUCAGUACUCAGACAUCACAAGAUCAGCCAAGUAAUGAGGACCCUGUAGGGGAGGUAUCUGUACAAGUUGAUCUCUUUACACAUCCUGGCACUGGGGAACACAAAGUCACAGUGAAAGUUGUGGCAGCUAAUGACCUCAAGUGGCAGACAUCGGGCAUGUUUCGACCAUUUGUAGAGGUCAAUCUGAUUGGACCUCACAUGGGUGACAAGCGCCGCAAACAUUCCACAAAAUCCAAGAGUAACAACUGGUCGCCAAAGUUUAAUGAAACCUUUCACUUUAUUCUUGGGAAUGAAGAUGAUCCCGAUGCCUAUGAAUUACACAUUUGUACCAAGGACUAUUGUUUUGCACGCGAAGACCGUCUGAUUGGUGUGGCCGUCAUGCAGCUACGUGAUAUCGUGGAACAAGGGAGCUGUGCAUGCUGGUGCUCUUUAGGUCGAAGAGUCCACUUAGAUGAAACUGGGUGGACCAUUUUACGCAUUCUAUCACAAAGAACUAAUGAUGAGGUUGCAAAAGAGUUUGUAAAGUUAAAAUCUGAAAGCAGGCAUCUUGAAGAUGUGUCCUGAAGUUUAAUCAGUGAUAUUAGAAUUCUUUAAUUAAUUGUGUACAGAUUUUGCUGCAGAACUGAGUUAAGAUCUCAUUUUGUUGACCAAUAG
Molecule: messenger RNA, 5328 nt
Organism: Ylistrum balloti
Lineage: Eukaryota; Metazoa; Mollusca; Bivalvia; Pectinida; Pectinidae
Product: protein unc-13 homolog A-like
Exons: 38
Biological process (GO): synaptic vesicle priming; neuromuscular junction development; synaptic vesicle maturation
Cellular component (GO): presynaptic membrane; neuromuscular junction; presynaptic active zone cytoplasmic component
Molecular function (GO): calmodulin binding; syntaxin-1 binding; calcium ion binding
Source: RefSeq, a predicted model, not a curated record